GCGUCCCUGUGUCAGUUGUGUCGUGACGUCGGCGACGUCAGGGCGCGGAUUCGUCGCAGCGCGUCACUACCUCAGAAUGACGGGCCGAUAAACCAUCUUGUCAGCGAUCUCUGCGGCGGGCGGGCCGACGGUCCCGAGGAAGACCCCAGAGGUUACCGAGGAUGGCGAGCUCGGGGUCCGUGGCUGGUGACGGGGUCGCCGACAACGAUGGCACUUCUGGACUCGCAGCUGGCCCCAGAAAUCCCUUGAUCUGUGGAGUCUGCCAAGACUACUACAGCGAUCCCUGUUUACUCUCCUGCUUUCACACCUUCUGCGCUCAGUGCCUCCAGGGUCCUCAUCUCGACGGCAAGCUUGCUUGUCCGAUCUGUGGACAAAUAACGCAGCUGAAAGAUGGAUCGCAACUACCACCCAGCGAUCAGUUAAUGCGCCAACUAGUCGAGAUAGCCAAUUCAGAGAAUCCACCCUGUGCUAAUUGUGAUAAAAGGGACAAAUCUACAAUGUUCUUCUGCACAACAUGCGGACAAGCUUUGUGCAAUCACUGCCGGGAUCACACACAUCGGGCAAAGAUGUUCUCGACUCAUGAAGUAGUACAUAUGAGCAAAUGUGCCAAAGACACACAGCGGAGGUGUUCGACUCAUGGUGAACAAUACAUCAUGUACAGCCAGACUGCAAAAUGCAUGCUAUGUGCAACAUGCUUCCGAGACACACCAACCGAUGCCAGGCUCCAUUGCAUGGACAUAGAUGCAGCUUGGCAUCAAGCUUCAAAGAGGAUGGAACGAACUGCCAACUCGAUCUGCGAACUUCAAGCUGGAGUCAAGGAUGGUCUCCUCGCCCUAAAAUCUCAGCUCGAUGAACUUCGACACAGCCUUGAAUCAGAGAAACGAUCACUCACUUCUUACUGUCAGGGCAUGCAGGAAACAGUGGCGAAAACACAUGCGUCGAUGCUCUCAGAAUUACAGCGACAGUUUGAAAGCAAGGAACGAAUGGUACGAGCGCAGCUUUUAUCACUGGGCAGUGCUCUUCCAGUGCUGCAAAUGCACCUGAUGUUGUGCACUGCAUUCACCAGCGGUGCCACAAAGUACCAGUUUCUGGAAUUAGCGCACCUGAUGUUGGAUCGCCUAGGUCGAGUAGCUCAACUGGGUCACCCAUCGAGGCCUCCUCUUCUUACAGCCCAUCUUAAGACGAAUUAUCGAACAGAGUUUGCUCGGGUCCUUCAACCCUACGUAGGUCAGACAAAGGAUUCCCUCUAUGAUCAUGCACACAACAUCGGACAGCCUGAGCCCCAGUUUAUCCAGCAGAGUAGCAAGACCAGCCAGAGAGCACAGCCCAAGUCUGGGACGGACGGUGGACCUUUUUCGAAUCAUUGCAGGACCUUUGACAACCAGCUGAAGGAACUCAGCGAUCAGCUGAUGGCAGUCAAGGAACGCCUUGAAGACCUUCAUCGAGACGUCACCAUUCUGCGCAGAGCUAACACUCCUCCACUGAAUGCUCGCUACGAGCAUGUGGCUCGGGACUGCAAACUACUCGAGCAGCAGCUGGAACACCAUCAAAUGGAGCUGGAGAGAUUAAGAAGUGUUUUUGACGCACUCUGGGAGGAACAGCUUUGCCGGAUCCAUAUAGAGAAGGAGAUCUUCCAUUCGCAGAUGAAUGACAUCUUGACAUUACGCAGUGAGGUUAGACAAUUGCUAACCUUAGCGCAGCAGUUGGAACCCUUCGUCAAGUCCUUUACAGCCGGAGUCAAUGCUGGAGACUUAAGCACCGCUGCUUCCGAUGCAGCUGGUCAUCAGCAUCUGCAGGUUCUUCUGGAUCAUCUGGCUAGAUUGCAGUUGCAAGAGCCGAUGCAACAACAGCAACAAUCCUCUGCGCCCACUAAGGAGUGUCGUCACCCACGUACUAGUUCCACUGGUGCAGAUAAUGCUCUGUACAUGAAAGAAAGUAAAGAGAUGCCGACAAGAUGCAGAACACCAUCUGGAGGGGUCGGAGCUGUCUUAGACUCCAGUGGAAACAUCGUAGUGUAUGGGACUGCGAAGUCAUCGGAUUCAAAGAGAGGAGUCUUGAGCCAGCUCAUUGAAAAGGCUCGGACCAAAGAAGACAGAAAGAAGUCUCCAGGAAGAGACGAAACCAGGGAUCGCAGCCAAAGUCGUCGAUCUAGAAAGUCUCCGGAUGAAGUCAAGCCGAAGACUCCGCUAAGUCAUUCGAGCAGCAAAGUUCGAUCCUUGUAUCGAACCUUGACAGGCGCAGCAUCUGAACAAGGAGGGGAGAAUUCCGAACAACCAGAGCGAUGUAGUGAAUCUCAACAGCAGCAUCAAGAGCAACAACAACAACAACAAAAUCGUCCUACUGCCGAAGAAAGUGACUACCAGAGGAUAUCGGAGACGUCCAGCAUGGGCGAUACGAAGAAACGAGUGCAGGCUCAGGUUCACCCAGUGCCUCCGGAGGAGCAGACCAUGCCGACAUGCAAGAGCACCAAGGUUUACCCGGUGAGCGACUCCGAGGAAAUGUUUUACUCCGGCGAGAAAGGUGGAACAGAAGCCAGGAGGCGUCGACGAGCCAGCUGUGACAGCUUGAGCACCACAGGUUCAGCAAACAGUCGCCGGUCCAGCUUAGCUGAUGGGAUGGUAGGUCAAACCGGUGCACCGGAUCCCAGGAAAACUCUGGUUGUUCUGAUUGGUCCCUCUACGCCGUCGUCUCUGGUGCAGAAGCAGCGCUCCUGGGAAACCUUUCCGAGGCCGAAGAGCAAGAGGACUGCUGGUGAGAGUUCGACGGGCCUAGGUCAACUGAAGAAGGCUGACAGCUUCGAAGGCCACGAGGAAGCCGUGCGUACCCUAGUGGCUGCGGUGCAGGAGACCAGGUCACACCUUCGACAGCACCACUUGCAUCACCAUCGACACCACCGCAAGAGCAAAACGAACUGAAGCCUGAUUCGAUUGGACCAAUCCUACCCUUGGAGGAACUCGACUUGAUAAGGGAAUGUCAAAAGUUUCGAUGCACUCAAUCUUCUACGAGGCAGAUUUGACAUCUUGUGGAGCGCCACUGAUUUUGAGAUUAUGUGGUUUGUCACCUGAAAAUGAUACAAGGUUUCAUGUUCUGUUUUGGAAGCUCUUCAAAGUGUAUCGAAGUUAUUCGGUAUUUUUACUGCUCGUCGUUACAAAUGGUGUUUUGGUCUAAACGAUUCUAUGUUACGGUUGCGAUCUAACCUUGCAUCGUACUGACUGAAACUUUUCGAAGUGAACCAAGUAUUUGGUAUUGAUCUCUGCUGAUAAUAAGAACGCCGAAAGAAUUGCUGCCAUUUCAUUUUUAACGAGGGAGUUUCUAUGGAUCGCGUCAAAUGCCAGGUUGGAUUAUAAUCUGAAGGUUGAUCGUUAGCCAUGUAUUGGGUACGGCGAAGAUAAUCGAAGGCAGUCUCAGUUUAUAUGUUAAAUGCUGACCAAGGGUAAUUGUUUCUUAAUACGAAUUAAACGUUCGGAGAUUGACGGAGAAGUUCAAGAUUCCAUUAAAUGAUGGUACGAUAAAGCUUCCUUUAGUACAAAGCAUAUCGUUGACAUUAUUUGUAAUUUUGUCGAUUCUUAAUCGAUGCUCUAGUUUAUUGGCUGUAGCUUCUCAUAUUGCGAAAAAUGUUUAAGAUAUUGCGAAGCAGGAUUUAUAACUCUUCACUUUGUGAAGUACAUCUUCUCAUGAAGGGUCUCGAUGGAGGCCAAAAAUUCUCUCUAUCUCAGUCUCGAUUGGGAUAUUUCGAAAAUCUUUCCCCUUUAAGCUUUCUAAGAAGGGCAAUUUAUGAGAAAGUGAUUCACGUUGAUCUAACUGAUCGAUGGAGACAUUAGCUAGAAAAUAACACUGCCAAUAAUGGUACAUACACCACGAAUUUAAUCACUCGAUAGGGAAGGAAAGACAGACAGAGUGAAGUUAGCCUAAUCAAAUUCAACUGGUAGCCUAAUUUAAUCUAUUUAUCAUGUUAAGGUUCUCACCGAUGUAAUCAGAAGAUUAUUACCAGCACCGAUAGACUCGGAACUGGUUCUUUGCAGUAUUGCUCCUCGGUGAGCUUCCAGUGCAUGUACUGGAUGUCUAGUAUCUGUAACGAUAUUUAUGAAUGGCAAAACUUCUCUGCAUAUAAUAUAUUUCUUCGUGUGCUGAAUGCUCACCUGAGGAAGGGAAACGUAAUGACAUUAGGAAAAGGUUAGCCGAAUUAAUCCAAUCUUGUUGACAGCUACCGAGCUGACAUUCUGGCUAGUGUAACGAGAAGAGAAAUCAUACAGCUCACGAUUGCCUCUCCUGAAUUGCAUCCUGUAUUUAUAAAUCGGAUGCAGGAAUACGUAAGACUAGCCAUGAUUAUUGACAUUAAGGAAAUAACAACGUGACGCCAAAUUUAGAAAGGGUAAUCCUAUACCUCGUAUUAAUAAAUAAGCCUCGCCCAAGUGGCGGACCCUUAAGUAUAUUACAUUAAUGGCAAAGGUACUCGAUAAGUAUACAAUACGAACAUAAUUUAGGGGAAUGUAUUUAAAGCGUAUUAAAUCGUACGAAUUAAGAGGAACUAAUGUUGAUCGUUCAUUAGUUUUUAUCUUAUCCGUUUUAUAUAUUUUCAUUCAUACCGUACGUUUUUAGAGUAGUUGGAGUAAAAAAAUCCUUACAUGAGUUCUUUUUUGUACAAGUUUUAUUUAAAGUAUUCUCAACGUGUACACGCUACGAUCGGUCGGCGGCUCUAUAAUUGUCUAUAUUUUAGAAAUGUCUAUAAAAAAAAAUCCAACAUC
Orussus abietinus is the source of this 4745-nucleotide messenger RNA. RefSeq names its product RING finger protein 207. Gene Ontology annotation, cellular component: perinuclear region of cytoplasm. NCBI's taxonomy places the organism in Eukaryota, Metazoa, Arthropoda, Insecta, Hymenoptera, Orussidae. The coding region runs from base 162 to 2915 and encodes 917 amino acids. The record is from RefSeq and is a predicted model, not a curated record. The transcript has 9 exons. Gene Ontology annotation, molecular function: Hsp70 protein binding; transmembrane transporter binding; zinc ion binding.